AUGACAUGUGAUGUCUCCCCGAUUGCUAUUAAGUCCAUCAUUGUCUAUGCCAAGUACUACUUCGACCUACGAACACUUGCUUUGGCGAAUGACUUGCAGCUGCCUCUUCAGCCGUUGUAUAGGGAACGUGCUAAGCGUUUAGAGGCUGCAAGUCGGGUGUGUGAAGAUAAAUUGCAUAACUUCAAGCGAAGUUAUUCUGCAGAACGUAUACACACGGAAAGAAGGGCACCAAUGGUGCUUUCUUAA
Molecule: messenger RNA, 246 nt
Organism: Cooperia oncophora
Lineage: Eukaryota; Metazoa; Nematoda; Chromadorea; Rhabditida; Trichostrongylidae
Source: the annotation of a GenBank genome assembly